Messenger RNA from Aureobasidium musti, 1512 nucleotides. NCBI's taxonomy places the organism in Eukaryota, Fungi, Ascomycota, Dothideomycetes, Dothideales, Saccotheciaceae. The record is from the annotation of a GenBank genome assembly.
AUGUCCCAAUCGUUGUUCACGGUCUCCAUCUAUGAGACUCUGGGAAUCGAAGCGACUGCACACAUCAUCAACCAGGCUGCACUCACAGCAGUGUGCGCGUCUGCGGACCAUCUGGAAUGUGUCCAAAGCCUCGCCUCACGCUGUACUUCCCUCAAGUUCAUUGUUAUUGUGGACGAUGCUACUUCAGAGCAAAAACCAGACCCCUAUAUGUCACAUACAUCUGGACAACUGCCGGUCUUCUCGCUGAGCUACGUUGAAGAUGUAGGCAAGCGUAAUCCUCGUGCAUUCCAGCCUCCCUCACCGGAAUUCAUCAUCACAAUCAACUACACUUCUGGAACGACUGGUAUGCCGAAAGGCGUUGUUCUGACCCACAAGGCGGCAGUGGCAGCAGCAUCUUGUGCCAUGUCAAUUGUGGACCUACGGAAAGGCGAUAGAAUCUGCUCCUUCCUGCCAUUGGCACAUAUCUUUGAGCGCGUCACUGAAGCUGCCAGUCUGUGGGCCGGGAGCAGUAUUGGUUACUACCAUGGUGACGUACAAUCACUUGUCGAUGACCUCAAGGCUCUCCAGCCUACGAACAUGGUCAAUGUGCCCAGAGUCUACUCUCGGUUUGCAGCUGGCAUCAAGGCGAAGACAUCGCAAGCAGCUCAAGCUAUGGACUUGACCAAUGCGGAUAAUCUCUCAUUCUUACAUGCGCAGAUUGCAAAGGGUCUAGGACUGGACUGUUGUCGUACCAUGGUCAGUGGCUCCGCUCCCAUCGACCCUUCUCUCCAAGACUACCUGCGCGGUGUUAUGAACAACACUUUCAAGCAAGGGUAUGGGUUGACCGAAACAUACGCCAUAACCUUAGCUCAGAUUGCCUCGGAUGAAUCUGUAGGAACAUGUGGAGCGGUCUUGCCGGCGGUUGAAGUCUGCCUACAAAACGCUCAAGACUUUGGCUACAUGACGAGCGAUCAGCCCAAUCCUCGCGGGGAGUUGCUCAUUCGCUCAACCACACUGUUCUCUGGUUAUUAUUUGAAUCCAGCUGCGACUGCGGAGAGCUUUACAGAGGAUGGCUGGUUCCGUAGCGGCGACAUCUGCGAGAUCGACAACCUUGGUCGAGUCCGAGUAAUCGACAGGCGCAAGAACAUCCUGAAACUCGCUCAAGGAGAGUAUGUCUCGCCCGAGCGCAUUGAGAAUAUCCUGCUUGGAGAACUNCCCUGGGCUUCUCAGAUCAUGGUGCAUGGUGACAGUGACAAGUCUUACCUUGUUGCUAUUAUCGGUAUCGAUCGAGCAUCGUUCGCGAAGAUGAUCAAUACACUCUAUGCAGAUUCGCCAGCCUCAUCGCCAGCAGAUAACAUGAUGAAAGACGGCUUUUUCGAGACUACCUGCGAUGCACGUGUCAUUGCAGCAGCCUUGAGUGAGAUCAGAAAAGCUGAGAUCUCGAAGAACAUGAAUGGGUUUGAACGUGUGAAAGCCAUUACACUGCUGGAAGAGCCAUUCAGCAUUGAAAACGGACUUCUCACCCCUACGUAA